AAAAAAAAAUAGCAGCAGAAGAAGGAAGAAGAACCGCUUUUCCUGAUCACCAUCUUGGGUGUCAGCUGCAGCCUGUUUUCAUUGUUUUGUGAUCAGUGAAGCAAAACUCUGGACCCUUCAGUUGAACUAUGGGGAAAACCUGCUUAAUUGUGGGUUGUGUCGCGCGUGGUGGUCGAGACCCACGGUCAUUCUUCCGUCUGCCAGCCGUGAUAGAAAAUCAGUGUGAGAAAACAAAAACACUGAGUACACAACGUCGACUACUGUGGCUGAAUCGGAUAUCCAGGGCAGAUUUGGGCGGCUUGAACCUCACUCACGCCCGAGUGUGCAGCGCACAUUUUCUGACAGGCAAACCAGCUCAACUGUUUGAUAGCGACAACCCUGACUGGGCACCUUCUGUCUCACUGGGACACACGAAAGUCAAGUUGGCAAAGAAGGCAUCGGCUGUGAGAAAGGUGCGCAUCCAGCGGCGCUCUAAGAAGAGACGGAUGUAUGAAGCUGCAGAGAGCCUUCUCCAGAUGAGCCAGUGCCUGGGUCCUCCUGACGAGUCAGGGAUUGAGCCUCUGUCUGAUGAUGAUCCACCUACUGAUGAACCCAACACCAUUCAAUGCCAGACAGACAUAACGUUACCUCUCAUGGAUGGUAUGCAGUGUGAGAUUAAGUGUUUGACUCAAGAAAAUAUGGACUUGCGUAAAUCGGUUCAAAAUUCCACUUAUUCUGAGGAGACAUUUAAAGGUGACAAUGAACGUGUAAAAUGUUAUACUGGACUGCCUGAUUUCACCCUGCUUAUGCUUGUAUUCAAAUUCAUAUCUGAUGACAUGAGCUAUGCAGCUAAUAGCUGUCUCAGUAAAUUCCAACAAAUGAUCCUGACUUUAAUGAGACUGAGGUUAAAUCUAUCCAUACAAGAUAUUGCUUAUCGUUUUAAUAUUUCCUGUCCAACUGCAUCUCGCAUUUUUGUUGCUGUAAUAAACAUUAUGUAUCAUAACCUGGGGUGGCUAGUGAAAUGGCCUACAAGGUAUGUGCUUAUUGAAAGUACUCCCACAGACUUUCGCAAACAAUACGGUGUACAUGUUUCAGCUAUUAUAGAUUGCUUUGAAGUAUUUACAGACAGGCCAACAGGCUUAAUGCCUCAAGCACAAACAAGGUCCAAUAACAAGCAUCAUAAUACAGUUAAAUUUUUAAUGGCUAUAUGUCCUCAGGGUUCUGUAACUUACAUUUCAAAGGCAUGGGGUGGCCAUGUGAGCGAUAAAUAUAUAACUGAGAACUCGGGAUUCCUUAACCAUAUUUUACCUGGGGAUAUCAUUCUUGCUGACCGUGGUUUUGAUAUCAAAGAUUCUGUUGGGGCAAUGCAGGCCGCAGUGACAAUUACAGCAUUUAUAAAGGGCGAAAAACGGUUAUCUAUGGCUGAGUUUAUUGAAACGAGGAAAAUUGCACAUUUGCGUAUUCAUGUUGAAAGAGUGAUUGACUGCAUCAAGCAGCGUUACAGUAUGGUGGGGGGUCCUGUGCCAUUAGAUUAUGUGCAGAACCUGGAUCAGGAUGGCUUGACUGUGUUAGACAAAAUUACUAAAGUAUGUUGUUCUUUGUACAACUUAGGUGAUGGGAUUGUAUCAUUUCAUUAAUGGUGUGUUGUCAAGACAUUAUCGUAAAUUCCCUCUUGUAAGUGCAACAAAAACAGCUUUGAUUUUUGGUUACAGCCUCUAGGAAAUUCUCUUCUAUAUAUUGUGUCUUCCAGGCCUGCAACACGAUGCUUACAGCUGUGUAAUGAAACAUGAUUUUUAGUGCGACUUAUAAGCAGGAAUUUACGGUGCGUUGUGUUGGAAGGAAACCAGUGGCCUUUCAAAACAAAGCACAAUAUUGCUUUUGUUUUUAUCCAUUCUUGGUGUAUGUCCAUUUUUCAUUAUUACUGCAGAUUACCUUUGGCUCUCAAUAAAUUGUUGAUGAAAAAUUAA
Molecule: messenger RNA, 1946 nt
Organism: Girardinichthys multiradiatus
Lineage: Eukaryota; Metazoa; Chordata; Actinopteri; Cyprinodontiformes; Goodeidae
Exons: 2
Coding region: 129-1616 (495 amino acids)
Source: RefSeq, a predicted model, not a curated record